This is a messenger RNA of Parastagonospora nodorum SN15, 1572 nucleotides long. RefSeq lists its product as hypothetical. The transcript has 3 exons. Bases 1 to 1572 code for a protein of 523 amino acids. Lineage: Eukaryota; Fungi; Ascomycota; Dothideomycetes; Pleosporales; Phaeosphaeriaceae. The record is from RefSeq and is a predicted model, not a curated record.
AUGCUGCUCUCCCGCCUGCAGCGCGUGUCGUGGCCGCUGGCCUGUCUAUGGUUUGCGACAUGUGCGACAGCCGCCAUUGCGCCGUCGAACAGCUCGACCGCUGGCGAUUUCCCCGGCACGUUGGCUCUGGAGCGUACGGAUGGCGACCAGACACAGCUUGCGGCGCUUGUGCCAUUGACUGGACAAGCGAGCGGGGGAACGGUCAACGGAAACCUCGUGAAGACCGACUUCAACAAUGCCGCCAACUUGUCCAUGGUCGAUGUCGCCUACAUCAGCUGCGACUCGGAGGACUACACCGGCUUCGACGACGCGCAACGCGUCUUCAAAGAUGCAUACGAAGCUAAUGCGCGGGCCGUCGUCUUGUACAGCACUAGAAGCGACUACUGCGCAUACGCCUCGCAGAAUAGCCAGGAGAUGAUCCAAUCCCUCUACAUCUAUUCCAUGACAAGCAAGGACAACUCCAAGUCACUACUCGGCCUGCUGGGAAACACGACGCUCUCCGUCGAAGUCGAGGGCAGGGGCGGAGCCAACACCAACACUGGUGGGGCCAUGGACCAGCGGAACCCGCUGGGGCCGUCGCCGUCCACGGCUGUGGCCAUGAUCAUUCUGUACAGCAUCACGGGUAUCAUCACUGCGCUGUUCCUGGUCAUCAUCAUCACGGGCGCUAUCCGAGCGCAUCGCCAUCCCGAACGCUACGGGCCCCGGAAUGUGCUAGGACGGCCGAGGCAGAGCAGAGCAAGGGGACUGGGACGAGCCAUCUUAGACACGAUACCCAUCGUCAAGUUUGGCGAAAAAGAGCCAGCGAAGCCAACGGAUGUCGAAUUGGCGUCUACCGCGGAAUCAUCGCGAGGGCCAGAGGCAGCAGGUGCUCAGACUACGACUGGCGCAAACAAUGUAUCAACAACGCCAGAGACAGCAGAGCCAGCAGAGGCCAUGCGUGAAGUGCCAACAGCGCCUGUGGAAGAACAACAAGAGGGCAUCGCUCCCGCACAGCCGGUCAUGACCGGAGCAGGUGCUAGCAAAGACAGUUCCUCCCACGACGAGAAUCUCGGCUGCUCCAUCUGCACCGAGGACUUUGAAAAGGGUCAGGACCUCCGCGUCCUACCCUGUGACCACAAAUUCCACCCCGAGUGCGUGGACCCGUGGUUACUCAACGUGUCGGGCACGUGUCCGCUAUGUCGUGUCGACCUCCGUCCCGUAACCUCCAACUCCUCCACACCCGACUCUGAUGCCGACCCUACGCCUGAAGCCGCAGCGGCUGAACAACCCCACCGCAGCGCCUUCCGCGACAUCCUCUCCCUGCGCCAUAGACCCAAUGCCACGCCCCAAGAACGCAUAUACUAUCUCCGCCGCCUGCGCGAACAGCGCCGGAAUCGCAGCGGCGAUGUCGCCGAACAGCAGGAAGACACAAACGAUAGGCGGAGAAGCAGAAUGGGCGUCAGAUUGAGUGGUGUAUUUGGAGGACGAGCGAGGAGAGAAAGAAGUCCACAGGUGGAAGAGAGCACUCAAAGUGGAGUGACGCAGCGGGAGGGAUCGCCAGCGACGAAUGGAGCUGCUGAGAGACGAGCUUGA